This is a messenger RNA of Gavialis gangeticus (Gharial), 2902 nucleotides long. It is a transcript of the gene TLE1, whose product is annotated as transducin like enhancer of split 1. The record is from RefSeq and is a predicted model, not a curated record. The coding region runs from base 57 to 2390 and encodes 777 amino acids. Gene Ontology annotation, cellular component: nucleus; transcription regulator complex. Gene Ontology annotation, biological process: regulation of DNA-templated transcription; negative regulation of canonical Wnt signaling pathway. The transcript has 20 exons. Lineage: Eukaryota; Metazoa; Chordata; Crocodylia; Gavialidae. Gene Ontology annotation, molecular function: transcription corepressor activity; protein binding.
CCCCCCUGGCCUCACCUGUAAUUGCGGGGAGGAGCUGGCCCCUUGCCCUGCCUGGCAUGGUGGUGACAAGUACGCCGCACCAGGCUGCAGGUCAGCCCUUCAAAUUCACUAUCCCGGAAUCCCUGGAUCGGAUCAAAGAGGAGUUUCAGUUCCUCCAAGCACAGUAUCACAGCCUUAAAUUGGAAUGUGAGAAACUGGCAAGUGAAAAAACAGAAAUGCAAAGGCACUAUGUGAUGUAUUAUGAAAUGUCAUAUGGACUAAACAUUGAAAUGCACAAACAGACAGAAAUUGCCAAGAGAUUGAAUACGAUUUGUGCACAAGUCAUCCCAUUUUUGUCUCAGGAACAUCAGCAACAAGUUGCCCAAGCGGUAGAACGUGCCAAACAAGUGACCAUGGCUGAACUGAAUGCCAUCAUCGGGGUACGUGGCCUUCCAGGUCUACCUCCUACACAGCAGCAGUUGCAGGCUCAGCAUCUUUCCCAUGGCCAUGGACCUCCAGUGCCUCUAACACCACACCCAUCAGGACUUCAGCCUCCUGGAAUUCCUCCUCUUGGAAGCAGUGCUGGUCUUCUUGCCCUUUCUAGUGCUUUGGGUGGGCAGUCUCACUUGGCAAUAAAAGAUGACAAGAAGCAUCACGAUGCAGAACACCACAGAGACAGAGAGCCGGGCACAAGUAAUUCUCUGUUGGUCCCGGAGAGCCUGCGAAGCACAGAUAAACGCAGGAAUGGGCCUGAAUAUUCCAAUGACAUCAAAAAAAGAAAGGUGGAUGAUAAGGAUUCCAGCCACUAUGACAGCGAUGCAGACAAGAGUGAUGAUAACCUGGUUGUGGAUGUAUCCAAUGAGGAUCCUUCAUCACCACGGGCAAGUCCAUCUCACUCACCCCGUGAGAAUGGCAUAGAUAAAAACCGCCUGCUGAAAAAAGAUGCCUCUAGCAGUCCAGCAUCUACAGCCUCCUCAGGAAGUUCUACUUCCUUGAAAUCCAAAGAAAUGAAUUUGCAUGAAAAAGCCAGCACGCCUGUUCUGAAAUCCAGCACACCAACUCCUCGAAGUGAUGUGCCAACCCCGGGCACUAGUGCUACUCCAGGACUUCGUCCAGGCCUUGGAAAACCUCCAACAAUGGACCCUCUGGUUAACCAAGCUGCUGCUGGUUUGAGGACUCCCUUGGCAGUACCAGGACCAUACCCUGCUCCAUUUGGAAUGGUACCUCAUGCUGGCAUGAAUGGAGAGUUAACCAGUCCAGGGGCAGCUUAUGCCAGCCUGCACAAUAUGUCCCCCCAGAUGAGUGCUGCUGCAGCUGCAGCCGCCGUGGUUGCCUAUGGACGAUCUCCUAUGGUUGGGUUUGAUCCUCCUCCUCACAUGAGAGUACCAGGAAUCCCUCCAAAUCUAGCAGGAAUCCCUGGGGGGAAACCAGCAUACUCCUUUCAUGUUACUGCAGAUGGUCAGAUGCAGCCUGUACCUUUCCCUCCUGAUGCCCUCAUUGGUCCGGGAAUCCCUCGGCAUGCACGUCAGAUCAACACUUUGAAUCAUGGGGAAGUAGUAUGUGCAGUAACCAUCAGCAACCCCACAAGGCAUGUGUACACUGGUGGAAAAGGGUGUGUUAAAGUCUGGGAUAUCAGCCAACCUGGCAACAAGAGCCCUGUCUCUCAGCUGGACUGCCUGAACAGAGAUAACUACAUCCGCUCCUGUAAACUGCUGCCUGAUGGAUGUACCCUCAUAGUUGGUGGGGAAGCCAGCACAUUAUCCAUAUGGGACCUGGCAGCUCCAACUCCUCGUAUAAAAGCAGAGCUGACAUCCUCUGCUCCAGCCUGCUACGCUCUGGCCAUCAGUCCCGAUUCCAAGGUCUGCUUCUCCUGCUGUAGCGAUGGGAACAUUGCAGUGUGGGACCUGCACAACCAGACCUUGGUCAGGCAAUUCCAGGGCCACACAGAUGGAGCCAGCUGUAUUGACAUUUCUAAUGAUGGCACCAAGCUAUGGACAGGAGGUUUGGAUAACACCGUCAGAUCUUGGGACUUGAGAGAAGGGAGGCAGCUACAACAGCAUGACUUCACAUCACAGAUCUUUUCCCUUGGAUAUUGUCCUACUGGUGAAUGGCUGGCUGUGGGAAUGGAGAGCAGUAAUGUAGAAGUACUGCAUGUGAAUAAACCAGACAAGUAUCAACUGCAUCUUCAUGAGAGCUGUGUAUUGUCACUCAAGUUUGCGUAUUGUGGAAAGUGGUUUGUGAGUACUGGAAAAGAUAACCUUCUUAAUGCCUGGCGGACCCCUUAUGGAGCCAGCAUAUUCCAGUCCAAAGAAUCCUCAUCAGUGCUUAGUUGUGACAUCUCUGUGGAUGAUAAAUACAUAGUCACUGGCUCUGGAGACAAGAAAGCUACAGUCUAUGAAGUUAUCUACUGAAAAGCAUGAUGGGGACAUAACUUUUAGAAGUUGAACUGGGCCAAAAUGUUCUUAAUUUGUAGAAGUAGAAAGGUUUUACCUUUUUAAAAAAGGAAAAAGACAGUGUCAGAACAUGACAUGAAAUGACUCCAAGUGUACAAAAUAGAAGGCAGCAUCCAGCAACUAGAUAUCAGCUACUGGGACCAAAAGAAGCGUGGAUUCAGGAUGGGUGGAUGUAGCCUAGGUUUUUGGAUUUAAAAACUGAGUUGACUGGAGAAUGUCAGAGCCUUUUCUUUCUUUUCUUUCCUUGUGACCUCAUGCAAAUCGUUCUCAUUGCCUGAAUGUGGGAUUACCUUUCUGUUCUUUGCAGUUCAACUUGCAUUCUGUCCCGUGUAGAGCAGUGAAGUCUCAGAAGAACUUGUUUCCUGGUUUUGCAUCUUGUGAUAUGUUUUUGUAUUUUUGUUGAAGGUCAAACAUUUGUAUAAAUUGUAAAUAUAUUUAGUUUAUUACAGUAAAGGCUUUAGUACCAACAA